This is a messenger RNA of Bubalus bubalis (water buffalo), 7459 nucleotides long. RefSeq names its product Grid2 interacting protein (gene GRID2IP). Lineage: Eukaryota; Metazoa; Chordata; Mammalia; Artiodactyla; Bovidae. The coding region runs from base 16 to 3648 and encodes 1210 amino acids. The transcript is spliced from 22 exons. The record is from RefSeq and is a predicted model, not a curated record. Gene Ontology annotation, molecular function: protein binding.
ACGGCCACCACUGCCAUGCCGGCCACCAACCAGGGAUGGCCGGAGGACUUUGGCUUCCGGCUGGGGGGCUCGGGUCCCUGCUUUGUCCUGGAUGUGGUGGAAGGGAGCAGCGCACACGCCGGGGGUCUGCGGCCCGGGGACCAGAUCCUGGAGGUGGAGGGGCUGGCCGUGGGCGGCCUGAACCGCGAGCGCCUAGUGCGCCUGGCCCGGCGCUGCCCUCGCGUGCCACCCAGCCUGGGCGUGCUCCCUGGCCCCAUCGGCCGCCCCAGUGCGGGAUCCGGCUGCGAGCCGCUGACCACAGCUUUACGGAUCCCGCGUUCAAGCCGCGGCCUCUAUCUGGGCCGCGAGUUGCUACGCUUGGCAGGCCGCAAGCGCCCCGAUGCCGUGCACCGAGAGCGUAGGCGCAAAGCCCAGGAGUUCAGCCGCAAGGUGGACGAGACCUUGGGGGACCAGCCGACCGCAAAGGAGCAGGUGUUUGCUGCUCUGAAGCAGUUUGCAGCGGAGCAACGGGUGGACGAGCUGGUGUGGGCGCUCACCCUGGCGCUGCCCCCUGAGGCCCGCGGGCCCCUCCUGGAGAACCUCAGGAUCUUCAUCCCCAAGAAGCACCGGGCGCGCUUCGACGAGGUGGUGUCUCAGGGUCUGCUGGGCAAGCUGUGCCGCGCGCGGCGGACGCAGGGCGCGCAGCGGCUGCGCCGGAGCCGCAGCGAGGAGCGGCCCGAGCGCCUCCUGGUGUCCACGCGCGCCAGCGCCGCCCCUCGCCGCCCGGACGAGCCGCCCCCGCGCAAGGCCGCCUCUCUGCUGGGCGGCCGCGCGGGCCCCGGGGGCGCGCGCAGGACAGUCCGAGUCUACAAGGGCAACAAGAGCUUCGGCUUCACUCUACGUGGCCAUGGACCUGUCUGGAUCGAGUCUGUCCUGCCUGGGAGCCCGGCUGACAAUGCCUCCCUCAAGUCAGGUGACCGGAUCCUCUUCCUCAAUGGACUGGACAUGAGGAACUGCUCCCACGACAAGGUGGUGUCCAUGCUCCAGGGCAGCGGCGCCAUGCCCACGCUGGUGGUGGAGGAGGGGCUCGUCCCAUUCGCCAGCGAUUCCGACUCGAUGGAUUCCCCCAACCCGUCGUCGGCGCUCACCUCCCUGCAGUGGGUGGCAGAGAUCCUUCCGUCCAGCAUCCGAGUGCAGGGGAGGACCUUCAGCCAGCAGCUGGAGCACCUGCUCACACCCCCUGAGCGCUAUGGGGUCUGCCGGGCCCUUGAGAGCUUCUUCCAGCACAGGAACAUCGACACCCUCAUCGUCGAUGUCUACCCGGUGCUCGACACUCCGGCCAAGCAGGUCCUCUGGCAGUUCAUCUACCAGCUGCUAACCUACGAGGAGCAGGAACUCUGCCAGGAGAAGAUAGCCUGCUUCCUGGGCUACACGGCCAUGACCGCAGAGCCCGAGCCCGAGCCGGAGCCAGAGCUGGAGCCUGAGCCGGCACCCGAGCCCCAGACGCGGAGCUCCCUGAGGGCCUCCUCCAUGUGCCGCCGCAGCCUCCGCUCCCAGGGCCUGGAGGCUGGCCUUGGCUGUGGUCCUAGCGACUGUCCGGAGAUGCCUCUUCCUCCCAUCCCAGGCGAGCGCCAGGCGGGUGACGGCACAUCCCUCCCCGAGACACCCAACCCCAAGAUGAUGUCAGCUGUCUAUGCGGAGCUCGAGUCCCGCCUGAGCAGCAGCUUCAAAGGGAAGAUGGGGACCAGCUCCCGAGCCCGUGCCUCCCCGCCACUGCCCAGCGCAGCAGGCCCAGCAGGGCCCAGGACCCGGUCCAGCAUCUCAUGGCCCAGUGAGCAGCUCCUGCCCUCCCCCUGCUACUACCCGCUGUGCUCAGAGGGCCUGGCCUCCCCCAGCAGCUCUGAGUCCCACCCCUACGCCAGCCUGGACAGCAGCCGGGCACCUUCCCCUCAGCCGGGCCCCGGGCCUGUCUGCGCUGAGAGCCCCCCCAGCCCGGACCCCAGCCGCCGCCCCUCCAGCCGCCGGAAGCUCUUCGCCUUCUCCCGCCCUGUGCGAAGCCGGGACACUGACCGCUUCCUGGAUGCACUGAGUGAGCAGCUGGGCCCCCGGGUCACCAUCGUGGAGGAUUUCCUGAGCCCUGAGAAUGACUACGAGGAGAUGAGCUUCCACGACGACCAGGGCAGCUUCAUCACCAAUGAGAGGAGCAGCGCCAGCGAGUGCAUCAGCAGCAGCGAGGAAGGCAGCUCCCUGACCUACUCCUCCCUCUCCGACCACAUCCCCCCACCCCCCCUUAGUCCCCCACCCCCACCGCCCCUGCCCUUCCACGACCCCAAGCCCAGCAGCUCCCGCACCCCAGAUGGGCCCCGGGGCCCCACUCCAGCGCUGCCCAAGCCCCUCGCCCAGCUUGGCCACCCGGUCCCCCCACCACCCCCGCCGCCCCUGCCCCCACCUGUCCCCUGUGCACCCCCCAUGCUGCCACGGGGCCUGGGCCACCGCCGCAGUGAGACCAGCCACAUGAGUGUCAAGCGCCUGCGGUGGGAGCAGGUGGAGAACUCAGAAGGCACCAUCUGGGGACAGCUCGGGGAGGACUCUGACUACGAUAAGCUGAGCGACAUGGUGAAAUACCUCGACCUGGAGCUUCACUUUGGCACCCAGAAAGCUGCCAAGCCGGUGCCGGGGCCUGAGCCCUUCAGGAAGAAGGAGGUGGUGGAGAUCCUGUCCCACAAGAAGGCCUACAACACCUCCAUCCUGCUGGCGCACCUGAAGCUGAGCCCGGCGGAGCUGCGGCAAGUGCUCAUGAGCAUGGAGCCCCGGCGCCUGGAGCCCGCGCACCUUGCGCAGCUGCUGCUCUUCGCGCCCGACGCCGACGAGGAGCAGCGCUACCAGGCCUACCGCGAGGCGCCCGGCCGCCUCAGCGAGCCCGACCAGUUCGUCCUGCAGAUGCUGUCGGUUCCCGAAUAUAAGACCCGCCUGCGCAGCCUCCACUUCCAGGCCACCCUCCAGGAGAAGACAGAGGAGAUCCGGGGCAGCCUGGAGUGCUUGCGCCAGGCCUCCCUCGAGCUCAAGAACAGCCGGAAGCUUGCUAAGAUCCUGGAGUUUGUGUUGGCCAUGGGCAACUAUCUCAACGAUGGACAGCCUCAAACCAACAAGACCACGGGCUUCAAGAUCAACUUCCUGACAGAGCUGAACUCCACCAAGACGGUGGACGGGAAGUCCACCUUCCUGCACAUCCUCGCCAAAUCGCUGAGCCAGCACUUCCCUGAACUCCUGGGCUUUGCUCAGGACCUGCCCACCGUGCCCCUGGCUGCCAAAGUGAACCAACGGGUCCUGACCAACGACUUGGCUGACCUCCAUGGCACCAUCAGUGAGAUCCAGGCCGCGUGCCAGAGCAUGUCCCCCUCCAGCGAGGACAAGUUUGCCGUGGUCAUGGCGUCUUUCCUGGAGACGGCCCAGCCAUUGCUGCGGGCGCUGGACGGGCUGCAGCGAGAGGCCAUGGAGGAGCUGGGCAAAGCGCUGGCCUUCUUCGGGGAAGAUUCCAAAGCCACCACCUCCGAGGCUUUCUUUGGCAUCUUCGCGGAGUUCAUGAGCAAGUUCGAGCGAGCGCUUGGCGACCUGCAGGCAGCCGAGGGCCCGCGCAGCUCGGGGAUGGUUUCGCCCCUGGCCUGGUGACGGCGGCGGCCCGCGCGCGGAGACGGACGCCCGAGGCUGCGCCCGAGAGGGUCGCGCGGACGCCGCCCCGCGUGGCCCCGAGCGGUCCGGGUGCGGAGUGGGGCCCAGCCACCCGCGCGUCUCCAGCUACCUCAGCCGUCCAGCUCCAGCCGCCCGCGAAGGUGCGGGGACCCCUUCUCAGGGCCGAGCCGGGGCGCCAAGAGUUGAGGGCGCGGGGCCGGAGCUUGCGCGCCGACUCCCCGGUACGGGUGAAUCACCCGCCGACUUCCCGUGCUUCCUUGUUCCCCUCACCCCCGUCCUGCCCGUCCCCGCCCCGCUCUCGGCCCUCAGGACAUCGGGGUCCGGGGAGGUGGGGACACCGAGGGCGGUGUCCGCGCACUAGGGCAGCCACUUGGCCUGACGGUGCCCGGCCCCAAGCACGGACGUCUGAACCUUUCCUGAGCCUGCUCGGAUCGCGCCCAGGAGACUUUCUCACGGAGCACAGAGCCCGCAGACCUCGGACUUUGGAGGCGGAGGCAGAUGCCCUUGAACAAGCCACACCUGGGGCUGCUUGGAAGAAGGCUGGUGCCGGCUGGAAGGGGAACCCCAAGUGCAUCCCUGGGGCGGGGGCGGGGUGGGGGAGGGGAGUGAGCGCCUAGGAUCCGCCUCGGAAGCCGAAAGAGGCUUGAGUCCACUGUAGCCCAGAACCGAGGCAGGCAUGCUGGAGAGCAGCUGGGCAGAGAUACAGGCAAGGAUUCAGAAGAUCCUUUAUGGUAGAUUGCAGAAUUGAGGUAUUAUCCCACCGAGAAACUGAAAUCCAGUUUAGAAGUGGUCACUUGGAAGUGGGGAGACUGGGAGCAGGAUGGGGACGUUAAGUAGGGGCUGAGAGAACAGAAAGGUGUUUAGGUGAUGGAUAAACAGGACUUGGUGGCCGGUUGCCAGGCUUCUCUCCUGCGUGGGUGGUGGUGAUGUUCCCUAGAACAGGCCGCGUUCAGGCAGUAACCCCAUCUGGGACAGCUCUGGGGUCCCAGAGUCUGUUUCACACGUGUAUCUUGGGAUGCAGGGGGGAGUUACCUGGAUGCCGGGAGCAGGGCAGAUGCUGGGGGCACCGUUUUCCUUUCUUGGUUCCAUCCUUUCCAUUCUCCGGUUGACAAGCCCUGGGUUGGCAGCUUCCAGCUACCUCUUGCCCCGACUUUCUUCCAGAGAAGCCUGGAAUAGGCUUUGGAGCCCACCCUUUAGGCUGUUCUUUCUCCCACCGUGACUGAGUAGCUGGUGUUGCCCCUGGACAGCGUUGGGGACUCAUUCAGUUUUUCCCAGUCUCCCACCAGCCCCGUCUUUGAGACCACGUAUGUUCUUUCUUCAUUUCCCACUCACAGCCACUGUAUAGAAAUGUCUAAACCAAGCUGUGUGAUUCAGGUGGGGGAUAUGCACCCAGAGGUGGCUCGUGGAGGGCAUUUCUCCCCAGCAGCUCAAGCUGGAUAAGUUUCGUAAGUUCCCAAAGCCUUUGUCUAUGAGAAACGUGUCGGAAGGUCCACUAAAAUCCAUGUGUGAGGUCUGUAGAACUAGAGAUUGCACCGGCUAUGAACAAACAUGACCCUCCAGGUCCGGUAUGGCAUUUUUCCUGCAAACUACAAACCUCUCCAGGUAUAUCCAGCCCCAUGCCAGGGGACCCAGGUUGACAAGCCAAUCUCUAGCUGGGUUUUCUCCCCACAAUGCUUUGUGUGUGCAUGCUCAGUUGCUCAGUCGUGUCUGACUCUUUGCCCAUAGACUGUAGCCCACCAGGCUCCUCUGUCCAUGGAAUUUUCCAGGCAAAAAUAUGGGAGUGGGUUGCCAUUCCCUUCUCCAGGGGAUCUUCCUGACCCAGGGAUCGAACCUAGAUCUCCUGCAUUGCAGGUGGAUUCUUUACCGUCUGAGCCACCAGAGAAGCCUAUAAUGCCUUGUAGCUGUUACUUAUUUCCCACACAAUGCUGUGUAACAAGCUGUCCCAAAACUCAGUGACUUAAAACAGCAGCCGCUACCACUCUUGAGUCCAUGGGUCACCUGGGCAGUUCUAAUCUGAGCUGGGCUCAGUGGACUUACUCAUGUGUCUGCAGUCAUCUGUGGAAUCUGGGUCAGUGGUCAGCUUUGCUAGUCACACAGGGCUCUUUCCACGUCCGGGGCCUUGGCUGGGACCAUUGAGAUGGCUUCGUGUGGUCCCUUAUCCUCCAGCAAAAUAGCCAGGACAGUUCACACGGUAAAGGCAAGGGUCCAGGAGAACAAGCAAAGGCAGAGAAAAGCCCUGAAAGCCUAACCUCAGAACUGUCACACCAUCCCUUCUGCCACUUUCUAUUGUCAAAGCAAGUGAUGAGCCUAGCCCAGAUUCUAGGGGAGGGGAAAUAGACCCCCCUUUUGAUGAGAGGGGGUGGGUGGGUGAAAGUUGCUCAGUCGUGUCCUACUCUUUGUGACCCCAUGGACUGUAUAAUCCAUGGAAUUCUCCAGGCCAGAAUACUGCAGUGGGUAGCCUUUCCCAUCUCCAGGGGAUCUCCCCAACCCAGGGAUCGAACCCAGGUCUCCCACACUGUGGGCGGAUCUUUACCAACUGAGCCACCAGGGAAGCCCCUCUUGAUGAGAGAUGCUGCAAAACCACAAGGCAGAGGGUGUGGGCUCAGGGUCAGGUGGUCAGAGGCACUUUCGCCAUCAGUCUGCUGUGUCCAUCCACAGCCAGGCGUCCUGGAGAACCUCCCAGCCUCCUUGCGAUCCUCAGAGGGCCCUGUCCUCCCUGGACCCAGCAGAGCUCUGCUCACCCUCCUUGUGUGUCCUCCAAGCACCAUGCUUUUCCUUCUGUCUCACCUAGUCACCCUCGAAUCACUGGACCCCUCUCCAGAUGCUCUCAGUCUGGGGGCAAUGGCGAUCUGUGCCUGCCUAGCAGCCAGUGUCCCUUCUGCUGGGGGAAGCUCCCUAUUUCUCUUUUGGGAAAUUAUCCCUCCUCUGCCUCCAGGCCUUGGAAUAUUGCUGAGUGGAUAAGACUGGUUUGUGGGACUCUGGCCAGGCGGCUGAGAGUCAAUUCAAGACUCAAGUUAGAAGUAUUUGGAAAGGAAGCCCCUUUCUUCUGGAUGUAUCAUUGGGUGUAUAGAGGGUGCGAUCCUGGAAGGAGCUGCCAGGACCACCACGUGGAAGGCACCUGCCUGGGUGUAAACCAGUACAGAAGAAAAGGAGAGAAGACCACUCCGGCCUUCUCCUUGCCCCUGAAUCCAACUGUGCCUGAAGCAGACAUCCUGACUUUUCAGUUUCCAAGCUGACAAAUUGGCCCCCUCCCACCUUUUGUAAAUUUUAAAAAAUUUCUUUUAGUUUUUUGGCUUAGGCUGGUUUUCAAUGGGUUUCUGUCACUUGCAACACAAAGAGGGUGAACCAAUCAACAGAUGGUUACAGAUGUUCAGUGUUUUAACCUCAGUGCGUUCUCUUCAUUCACAAAUGCAUUCACCAAUACGGUCUGACUGCCUCCCACAUGCCGGCGCGAUGCUGCGUGCAGAUGUCCGCCUCUCUGGUUUCCCAGGGUCAUAUUUCACGGCGAUUCUUCACCUGAGUCAGCAUGAAGCCCUAUAUAUGUGCCAUACCCCACUCCCUGCCCCCAUUCCUCACCAAAUGACGAAGUGUAACAAGCAGGAAUGGAUUUCCCUCUCAAUAAUACUACAGAAUAGCGUGGCCCAAUCACACACCACCUUCUCUAAUAACAUCUGUUAACGGUUACUAGGUAGCGUGCUCCAUGGUUCUACAUAUAUCACUUUACGUUCCCAGUGACCCUCUGAGGUGGGUUUUGUUACCUUCUUUUUACAAAUAAAACCUCUGAAACUUA